UCCGUGUCGACCGGCUGACCCACUUGUCAAGCCAAACACUGCCGGUGUACGUGACACACACACACACACACACGCUGAGAAAAAUCUACACAAGAAAGAUCUGAGGACUGAGAUACUUCAUUGGAUUACCUGUUUCCUUCGCCGGGGGACACGCACUCAGAGAGGCAGUAUGGGCUGUAUGAAGUCCACGCUGAGCGAGGGUCUGAGCGGAGGUGUGGAGGGAAAAAUCAGCCAGCAGACUGUACGUACCGACCAAGCGCACUAUGUCAGAGACCCCACCUCCAAUACAAAAAAAAAACUAAAUAGCUCGCUGUUACCUGGUCAGGUGUUCCAAAAGUUGGAAGAGCAAAAGGUUGUUGGUAAAAUAGUGAUCAGCCUUUACUCGUAUGAAGCUGCUCAUCCGGAUGACCUGGGAUUCAAGAAGGGAGAAAAGAUGAAAGUCUUGGAAGAACAUGGUGAGUGGUGGAAAGCAAAGUCUUUGACAUCCAACAAAGAAGGAUUCAUCCCGUCCAAUUAUGUGGCCCAAGCUGACACCAUGGAAACAGAGGAAUGGUUUUUCAAGGACAUCACAAGGAAGGAUGCGGAGAGGCAGCUGUUGGCGCCGGCAAACAAACCAGGCUCUUAUCUCAUCAGGGAAAGUGAAACAUCAAAAGGGAGUUACUCAUUAUCCAUCAGAGACGUGGACGCAAAGGGGAUGGAGUCAGUCAAACAUUAUAAGAUCAGGAUGCUGGAUAACGGCGGCUUCUACAUCUCUCCUAAAAUCUCUUUCAGUGACAUCGGCAGCAUGAUCAAACACUAUCGCAACAAAGCUGAUGGCCUGUGCUGUAAACUGGACCGUCCAUGUGUGAAACCCAAAGCUCAGAAGCCAUGGGACAAAGAUGCCUGGGAGAUUUCCAAAGAGUCUAUUAAGAUGGUGAAGAAACUGGGAGCAGGGCAAUUUGGAGAAGUCUGGAUGGCGUACUACAACAACACAACCAAAGUGGCGGUGAAGACACUGAAGCCGGGCACCAUGACGGUUGAAGCCUUCAUGGAGGAAGCCAACGUCAUGAAGACGCUGCAGCACAACAGGCUGGUGCGGCUCUAUGCUGUGGUCACCAAGAUAGAACCCAUCUACAUCAUCACUGAAUAUAUGGCAAACGGGAGUUUGCUAGACUUCCUAAAGAGCGACGCCGGAUGCAAAGUGCAGCUACCGAAGCUCAUCGACUUCUCAGCGCAGAUCGCAGAGGGCAUGGCGUACAUAGAAAAGAAGAAUUAUAUCCACAGAGACCUGAGGGCAGCGAACGUCCUGGUGUCUGAGAGCCUGCUCUGUAAAAUAGCUGAUUUUGGCCUGGCAAGAGUGAUAGAGGACGACGAGUACUCCGCCAGAGAGGGAGCCAAAUUCCCCAUUAAGUGGACUGCUCCAGAGGCCAUUAACUACGGAACCUUCACCAUCAAAUCAGACAUGUGGUCCUUCGGAGUCCUGCUCUACGAGAUUAUCACCUACGGGAAAAUCCCCUAUCCAGGUAUGACUAAAGGGGAGGUGAUGUCCUCGGUGCAGCGCGGCUACAGGAUGCCUCAACCUGACAACUGUCCUGCUGAGCUGUACGAUAUCAUGAUGUCCUGCUGGAAGAACAGACCCGAAGACAGGCCCACGUUCGACUACAUGCAGAGCGUCCUGGAUGACUUCUACACAGCCACAGAGGGACAGUACCAGCAGCAACCAUAGGCAGAGGAAGCCUUCUGACACAUAAAGACAUUUCACAUUCACUCCUCAUAUAUGAUUAUAUUUUUAAUGCUUGUAUUUUUUGUAUAUAUGACUCAAUGGACAGUGUAUUAUAUUCAUAUUGGCUGUUUGCUGGUUAAAGGAAAAUAUACAGUUUGCAGGAUCCAGACUAUAUUGUGGCCACUGUGUGUAUAAAUACUAUGUUUUGUGCAGUUUUGUCCAUUUCUGAGCACAUUCAAAGGUACAUACGAGAUACAUUUUUGCACAAAAUUAUCAAAUGACAGAUGAAGAUUAUACACACAACUUUGUAAUUUUUUACGUUUUGACACUAUUCUUGUGAGCGUGCCUUUAAAUAUUACAGUUUAGUGUCUGAACAAACAUUAGGCGUUGUAUAGAAAGUUUGGAGAGGAAGGAAGUGCCUUUUUUCACACUGAGGAAACAAGUGCUCUAUUUAGCUUCAGAGUAUUUUUUUGGUGUUUCCUUAACUGACUGAGUUGUUUUCUGAACACAGAUUUUCAUAAGGUUUGGACAUUUUUAGGAAGCAGUGUCAAAUCUUCUGUAUUUAUAUGUUGUUAUAUGCAUUUCCAUGUCAAAGGUACUGAGACAAACCACACUCUAGGCUGUACAUACAUGAAGUUAUCAUUAUCCACUUUACAUUUCAGAACAAGUUAUUUCAUAAGCCGCUCUAGCAUUGAGAUCUCCUUGUGAAAAAUCCGGUCAUUGUAAGGAAAUGUCAAGUUGUUUCUGUUGCUUGCUCUUUUAUUUACCAGACAACAGUCGGUCCCUCUUAAGUCCACUUCAUAUUGAAGUGCUGUAGCUCUUGUUUGUUGUGCUUGUUUCAGGGUUUAAAUGUAGGAGCUGUUCUCUUUAUCAUAUCAUUUCAAAUAUGUUUUGUUUUUUGUUUUUUUUAAAUAAUCAGACGUAGGAGCUGUAUAAAGCAAGCUGGAUUAGAUUUGACAUUGGAUGGCAUCAGCUGAAAUGUAACCUUGCGUAACUGUACGGUGACUGGCUGCCCCAUUAGUGUGGUGAUGACCUGUGUUUGGUAUUUGAAUGACAAUCUUUAAAUUUUGUGUCAACUAAAGGUACAUGCAGUAAACGCUUAUCGACUUCUCAGCAGAUGAUUUCUAAGAAUAUGCUUCAGUGUGCAUCAUUGUUGUGAAACAAACAUAAUGUCACUGUGACCACUGAACUGAAAGGAGGAACAACAACUAAAAGUAAAAACCACACAUUUCCCAAACCUAA
Messenger RNA from Stegastes partitus (bicolor damselfish), 2944 nucleotides. It is a transcript of the gene lyn, whose product is annotated as LYN proto-oncogene, Src family tyrosine kinase. Gene Ontology annotation, biological process: protein phosphorylation. The transcript has 13 exons. Gene Ontology annotation, molecular function: protein binding; ATP binding; protein tyrosine kinase activity. Bases 170 to 1705 code for a protein of 511 amino acids. NCBI's taxonomy places the organism in Eukaryota, Metazoa, Chordata, Actinopteri, Pomacentridae. The record is from RefSeq and is a predicted model, not a curated record.